This is a messenger RNA of Helobdella robusta, 816 nucleotides long. RefSeq lists its product as hypothetical. Lineage: Eukaryota; Metazoa; Annelida; Clitellata; Rhynchobdellida; Glossiphoniidae. Gene Ontology annotation, molecular function: G protein-coupled receptor activity. The record is from RefSeq and is a predicted model, not a curated record. The transcript has a single exon. Gene Ontology annotation, biological process: cell surface receptor signaling pathway; G protein-coupled receptor signaling pathway. The annotation marks the transcript as partial. Gene Ontology annotation, cellular component: membrane.
UUUUUUAAAUUGAACACCUUCCAGAACUUUCUAUCGUUUGUCGGGAUAAUGGUAAGCACAAUGGCUCUCUUGGUAACUUUAUUGAUCCACAUUAUAUACAAAUCUCUGCGCACCGAAUCUAGAGGCAUGAGCAUCAUCGGCUUCACAAUCUCUCUCAUCUUCACUCAAAUUUCUUUACUUCUAACUAAUUCUUCUGAGCAUUGUGACCGAAUUUCUCAUUAUUGCUUCCACGUCGCGGUCCUGUCGCACUUCUCGCUUCUGUCCUCGUUCUUCUGGCUAAACUCCUUCACCUACUUUGCCUAUCGUAGAUACAACAGACUGAAAUUUAGCUACCCCGGAGACGAAAAAAACAAAAACGGAUUGGAUUUUGUUUGGUUGGCUUUGUUCGGCUGGAUGGUUCCCGGAGUGUUAGUAAUUUUCACAACGAGUUUGGAUAUUUUCAAAAUAGAAAAUGCUUUCAGACCGCAUUACGGUGAGUUAAGUUGCUGGAUAUCGAAUAGCGUUUCAUCUAUGAUAUAUUUAGUCGGACCUCUUUGUCUUUUAGUUUGCGUUAAUGUGUUUUUCAUAUUUUUUGCCCUCAUUCAUAAAUGUAUUUUUCCGUUGUCGCUCAUUGAGAAUGAGAAAGAAUCGCCGAUAUCAGCGAUUGUAGCAUCGUUGAAGUUAACAAUAUUUCAUUCGAUCACGUGGAUGUUUGCUUUCAUAGCUUCUUACGGCGAUGUCCAACAAAUUUGGUACCUCUUCAUUCUUCUCAAUUCAUUCUUCGGUUGCAUCGUUUUUCUUGUAACAGUUUUAUUUCCCAAAGAUUUUAAAUUAUUU